UUUCUCUUCCCCAAGAACCGGAAGUUCGCCUAGUCGUUACACUUAUACAUACAUACAUACAUACAUACAUACAUACAUACAUAAAUACAUAUAUAUAAUACGUGCGUUUGUGUGAAUCUGGGUAUGUGGUUAGUGUGUCUGUUGGUAUUAAAUGUGCAUGCACAAGUGCGUGCGGUGACCGCUCGUCACGAUCCUUGCGGUAGCAGGGAGCAUAGGCGCAAAUCGGAUUCGAUGACGUCAUCGUUCCAACGAUGAAAGCACAUAACUAAACGAUGCAUCAUUUGUGUGUGACACGGGUCUCUCUCUUCGGUUAAAAUAUUCUCUCUCUCUCUCUCUCUCUCUCUCUCUCUCUCUCUCUCUAUCUCUCUUUCUCGUUCUCUCUCUCUCUCUCUUGCUCUCUCGUUCUAUCUAUAUGUAUAUAUAUAUAUGUAUAUUCUUUUUCCUCAUAUCUACAUUCAUAGUGAGAUAAUAUCAAAAGUAAUGAUUAGUUUAAAAGGAAGGAUAUGACGUAAAAUUGUUCGACGUCUUUUUCUAAGGGUUGUCGCUCUUCCCUCCAUGUCUUCAGUUUCUACGUUCUUUUAGAAAUUACUUAUUAUCUUAAAUUGUUUAGCAUUAGAGCGGAUUGAAAAAACAAAAGAGAAAUUACGAAGGAAUAAAUGGAGAAAAUAGUCGAUGAUUUUUUUUGAAAGAAUAUGUAUAAGAUUUAUAUAUAUAUAUAUAUAUAUAUAUGUAUAUAUACCAGUUUUUAAAUAAUGUUUAAUUAAGUGUGCAUAUGACUGCCUGCGUGCGUGGGUGCGUACGUACGUCCGUGCAUCUAUUUUUAAUAAUUUUGAAACUGGAACUUUCAAGUUUAUAUAUGUUCUUCGAGAAGUAAAUUAAAAAAAGAAAAGGUAAUUAAAUUAAUCGAGAGCAAAAAUGAGUACUCCGUAUCUUCAACCGAGUCCCAUGCCAAUGAAUCAACCGUGGAUGCAACCUAUUGCGAGUGCACCAGCAUCAAAUGAAUUUCCAUUGCCGUAUGCCCCACAGGCACCGCAAGGUGGUUGGUCAAUACCCAAUAUGAUUUGUCCACCAGGUUUGGAAUACCUUAUGGGCCUUGAUCAUUUGUUUGUGAAACAAAAAGUCGAACUUUUGGAAGUUAUUACCGGAUGGGAAACGCGCAAUAAAUAUAACAUAUUGAAUAUAAGAGGUGAACAAGUUUAUUACGCUGCUGAAAAAUCUGACUGUUGUUCACGUUUUUGUUGCGGCACUUAUCGCAGUUGUGAAUUCAAAGUAUUUGAUGGUAUUAGAAGAGAAAUUCUUCAUAUGGUUCGUCCAUUAAGGUGUGACAGCUGUUGCUGUCCUUGUUGCUUACAGGAAUUGGAAGUAUAUUCUGGCGGUGUUCUUCUGGGAUCGGUUGUUCAAGAUUGGACUAUAUUUAGGCCAUGGUUUUCAAUACUCAAUGCAAAUGGCGACACAGUUUUGAAGAUAAAAGGACCAUUAUUACGUUUCUGCGUAGAAGUUGAUUUUAAAGUAAAGUCUGCUGAUGGUACUCAACGAGUUGGCAUGAUUAGUAAAUAUUGGAGUGGCAUUACUCGUGAAUUUUUUACGGAUACCGAUAAUUUUGGUAUAAGUUUCCCGAUUGAUCUUGAUGUCAAAAUAAAAGCUGUUCUUCUCGGUGCUUGUCUCUUGAUAGACUUCAUGUACUUCGAAAAUUCAAGAGAUUGAAAUGGUGAAUAUUUAAGCACA
Messenger RNA from Vespa velutina, 1725 nucleotides. Its product is annotated as phospholipid scramblase 1. Gene Ontology annotation, biological process: plasma membrane phospholipid scrambling. Gene Ontology annotation, molecular function: phospholipid scramblase activity. Gene Ontology annotation, cellular component: plasma membrane. The transcript is spliced from 8 exons. The record is from RefSeq and is a predicted model, not a curated record. Lineage: Eukaryota; Metazoa; Arthropoda; Insecta; Hymenoptera; Vespidae. The coding region runs from base 916 to 1704 and encodes 262 amino acids.